AUGGCGACUCAAGGCGCAGCGCGAGAGGUAGAGAUGACACAGGAGGAAGUUGACGGUGAAAUCCACAGAAUCUUUGACGGUGAGUCUGAUGAGUCUGAGUUCGAAGGCUUCGAUGUCGGCAGUAGCGAAGAUGACGAUAGCGACCUUCAAGGAAGCGACGAAGACGACGAAGAACAACCGCGAGUGUGGAACUGGCGGACCGUCACGGCUGACAACGACACCGCGGAUGCGAGUGCAUGGCUGCCGGGAGUAACUCGCCAACGUGGGCCAACGGCACAGGCCGAUGAAAACAUCUCGCCGGCAGACUGUUUCGCUAUGAUGUUCACGGAUGAAGUCGUGGACAUAGCCGUCACGCAAACAAAUCUGUAUGCGCAGCGAAAACUGGAAGCCCUCGGCGCUCACUUUCCAAGCUCCCGGAUGCGCAAGUGGCAUGACAUCUCGUCACGCGAGAUGAAAGUGUUUUUCGUACUCUUGCUCGCCAUGAGCAUCGUGGAGCAACCAGCGCUGGCAGACCAUUGGACGACGGACUGGCUCUACCAGACACCCGGCUUUGCCAAGGUUAUGUCCAGGAAUCGUUUCCAACUGAUCCUGUCGUGCCUUCAUUUCGUGGAUAACACAACCAUCGAGUAUGACGAGCACGGCAGGUAUCGAGACCCUCUCGCCAAGAUUCGUAAAUUCCUGGACAUAAUCGUCAAGCGCUUCAGACUGUCCUACUACCCUAAGAAGGAUGUGUCUGUGGAUGAGCAAAUGAUUGCGUACAAGGGUCGCCUAUCAUUCAAACAAUAUAUGCCGGCCAAACCGACCAAGUGGGGCGUGAAAGCAUUCGUCCUUGCGGAGCCGGGUACGGGAUACAUAUACGAGUGGACUCUGUACACCGGCAAGGAUAUGGCCGAGGGCCGAGACGUAGCCAUGGCCGACACAUCGAAGGGCAGUCAGAUAGUGGCGAAAUUGGUUCGACACCUCGGCCAAGGGCACGUAGUGUACAUGGACAAUUAUUAUUCGUCACCUACCUUAUUUCAGUGGCUGUCGUCGCGCCGUGGAAUGGGAGCUGUCGGCACAGUGAGAGUCAAUCGGAAAGGGCUUCCACCAGCAUGUAAGGACAAGAAAAAGAAGGGCACGCCGCCGAGAUUCUGGAGAGAUGAAACAGUUCUCACAUGCUCCUGGCCGGACAAGAAGCAAGUGACAGUUCUCUCGACGAUUCACUCUUGUGAAGUUGUCGAUGUAGAUAUUCGCGACCGGCGUGCGCCUCAAGGAGUUCGGUCCGUGAAAAAGCCAUCAUGCAUCGCCAGCUACAACAGUUUGAUGGGCGGCGUGGACGAGGCGGAUCAGAUGCUGAGCUACUACGCAUUCCCGCAUCGUCACCGCCGUUGGUACCUGAUCCUUUUCCAUCAGCUGCUGGAAAUUUCGGUGCACAACGCGAAAAUAAUCUACAACGCAAUGACAGGCAAAAACCUUGACGGAAAGGAAUUCCACAAGGCGCUCAUCGCUUCCCUGUUCACUGAAACACAGUGGCCGAUUGGUGAACCACGUCGCAGAUCUGUACCAGCAACUACUGACGAUGUGGACACAGCUCGGCUAACUGAGCGACACUUUUGUACGCAGCUAGCUGUUGAAGGGAAGCGAGACUGCGUUGUGUGCAGCAGACGACCGGACCACCGGAAGCAAACUAGCUGGCAGUGCGUGCAGUGCGUACGCAUGAUGUGUCCCGGUGAAUGCUUCCAGCGCUUUCACACCCUGCACGACUACAGAGUACGGUACGCGGACUAG
Molecule: messenger RNA, 1767 nt
Organism: Sycon ciliatum
Lineage: Eukaryota; Metazoa; Porifera; Calcarea; Leucosolenida; Sycettidae
Product: piggyBac transposable element-derived protein 4-like
Exons: 1
Coding region: 1-1767 (588 amino acids)
Source: RefSeq, a predicted model, not a curated record